Molecule: messenger RNA, 1565 nt
Organism: Hevea brasiliensis (rubber tree)
Lineage: Eukaryota; Viridiplantae; Streptophyta; Magnoliopsida; Malpighiales; Euphorbiaceae
Exons: 5
Coding region: 223-1335 (370 amino acids)
Cellular component (GO): chloroplast
Source: RefSeq, a predicted model, not a curated record
AUAUAAACGAAGUCGUCAUCUCUCCCUCCCUCACUGCUCCUUCAGAAACUCCAAAGUAUCCCAGAUUCCUCACAUUUCCCACCAUCUCUCCCUUCCCCUGAUAAAUUUCUCAUAUGGGAAUCCAUAAACUCCCUUCAAUUCAAAUGGGCUUGUUUUGAAAUAGUCAACACUGUAAUAGACUGCGCUGGUUUUUGCCUCGGCAUAUGUACCAGAUAGAUUUAUAUGGCUGCUAAAGUCGGUUCUUCUUCAUUUUCCUGCGUCGCCACUUCACUUUCUUCUCCUUUUAACCCAAAGCGAAGCUCCCAGCUCAGCUUGGUGAGAAGUCCAAAAGUUGAACUGCAUCAUAAUGUUCAGAAGCUGAGAAACACUAAAGUAAACUCGUGCCAAUUCAUAGGCGGGCUGCUAAAAUUAAGCGGAAAUCCCACAAGACAAAAUGUGCUUUGUGCAACUUCUCAAGGUCAGGCACAACACAGUGAGGUCCAAUCAGAUGAAUUGGAGCCAGAAGAUGAAGAUGAUAAUUCUACUGCUGAAACUCUCUCUUCUAUAAGCAUGUCAUUUAAUCACUCUCAGAGAACUGAUGGAAAACCAGGUUUAGUUUCAUUUUAUAAUACCCCUUAUAAGAAAGAAGAUGUAGUCAUUAAAUCUAAUGUGCAAAAGGACAAGAGCAACCUAUUAUGGUUUGUGGGUCCCGCUGUCCUUGUGGCCUCUUUUAUUUUCCCCUCACUUUUUUUGCGGAGAGUACUUUCCACAGUAUUUGAGGACUCUUUGCUUACAGAUUUCCUAAUAUUGUUCUUCACAGAAGCUCUUUUCUACUGUGGUGUUGUGGUUUUUCUUUUGCUCAUAGACCAUUUAAGGAGGCCCAUGGAACUGGAAUGUGCUGAAAAUGGUGGCACAACCCUGGUCCCCCAUUUGGGACAGCGAAUUUCUUCUGUUGCUACCUUGGUACUCAGUCUUAUAAUUCCUAUGGUGACUAUGGGCUUGGUAUGGCCAUGGACCGGCCCUGCAGCUUCUGCAACCCUUGCUCCAUACCUUGUUGGUAUUAUUGUUCAGUUUGCAUUUGAGCAAUAUGCCAAAUAUCGGAAUUCACCUUCAAGGCCUGUCAUCCCAAUAAUCUUUCAAGUCUAUAGAUUGCACCAACUGAAUAGAGCAGCACAACUGGUGACAGCCCUAUCAUUCACAGUGAAAGGAGCUGAAAUGACCUCACACAAUUUGGAGAUAAGCAGUUCAUUGGGUACACUUUUGAAUGUCCUUCAAUUCCUUGGUGUUAUCUGCAUUUGGUCACUCUCAAGCUUCCUCAUGAAGUUUUACCCAUUCGCUGGCAGGACUGCAGAGUGAUAUUCAAUCAAUAUUAGUUUAAGAAAUGGUAAACUUGACACCAUCAUUGUAGAGAAGACUCUAGUUGCUAUUGAUUCAGCUAAUCUUUACAUGUAGGGGUUAUAACUCGUUUUCAGUAUGGUUUUGCUUUGUGAGAAUUUGAAACUAAAGCGUCCACCUUAUCCAACACAUAGUAAAAGGUUGUGGCAGGAUUACUUGAAUGAAGAUACUAAAUUCUUUUCUGCUUUUCA